AUGUCGGAACAUAAAGACAAUGAGGGCCACAACCUCAAGAGGGAGCAUGACUCCAUCAUCAACGGUACUCACUCACCCAGACCAUUGGUCCAACCCAAGAGAUCUAAGCUUAUUACAUCAUCGCAUUUCGACCUCAAUUCACCACUACAAACUAGACCAGCAUCGCCCUUGAUCCUCAACCCGCCAAUUGACUCCGAUGGUCUAUCAUGGCCCUCGCAUGGCGCACGCUCACGUAUUGACCAAACUCCAGAAGAGGCAGUUGAGCGGGAAAAGCGUAUUGCCGACGCUGUGCGGACAAUCUUGACCGAAUUAGGCGAGGACACGAGUCGUGAGGGGAUCUUGGAGACGCCUGAACGAUAUGCUCGUGCCAUGUUAUUCUUCACCAAAGGAUACGAAGAUAAUAUCCGUGAUGUGAUUAAACAUGCAGUUUUUGAAGAGAACCAUGAUGAGAUGGUGAUUGUGAGAGAUAUCGAAAUCUAUUCGCUUUGCGAGCACCAUUUGGUUCCGUUUUUUGGUAAAGUGCACAUAGGAUAUAUUCCCAACAAGCGGGUCUUGGGGUUGAGUAAAUUAGCUAGAUUAGCAGAAAUGUAUGCCAGGAGAUUCCAAGUCCAGGAAAGAUUGACCAAACAGAUUGCCAUGGCAUUGAGUGAGAUUUUGAAACCCCGUGGUGUUGCUGUGGUUAUGGAAGCCACACACAUGUGUAUGGUGAGUCGUGGUGUACAAAAGACUGGUAGUUCAACAACUACUAGUUGUAUGCUUGGGUGCUUUAGAGACCACCAAAAGACAAGAGAAGAGUUUUUGACAUUGUUGGGGAGAAAGUAA
Lodderomyces margitis is the source of this 822-nucleotide messenger RNA. RefSeq names its product GTP cyclohydrolase I. The transcript has a single exon. Gene Ontology annotation, molecular function: zinc ion binding; GTP cyclohydrolase I activity; GTP binding. Bases 1 to 822 code for a protein of 273 amino acids. Gene Ontology annotation, biological process: tetrahydrobiopterin biosynthetic process; tetrahydrofolate biosynthetic process. The record is from RefSeq and is a predicted model, not a curated record. NCBI's taxonomy places the organism in Eukaryota, Fungi, Ascomycota, Pichiomycetes, Serinales, Debaryomycetaceae. Gene Ontology annotation, cellular component: cytoplasm.